Molecule: messenger RNA, 2543 nt
Organism: Paramisgurnus dabryanus
Lineage: Eukaryota; Metazoa; Chordata; Actinopteri; Cypriniformes; Cobitidae
Source: RefSeq, a predicted model, not a curated record
GAACGUGAUCUCAGAGGCCUGUUGUGUCUGACGAUAGACGCUGCGUGGGGGUUUUCGCUUUAUGUCAUUGGGAAACACGCGAGAGCUGCGUUUAGACCGUCGUUUCUCGUGCGUUGGCGGUGUCUUAUUGUCCUUUCCUUACUAACGCACUCAUAUAACGCUUUUGGCCUUCCGGGCUGGAUUUUAAACAGUUUUGCGAUGAAGAAGAUGAUGCGGCGGUACUGUGCUCGCGCUCGGCGGUCGUACAGAUGCGCUUGCAGCUGAGAUGAAAGAUGGACCGUAACACCGUCGAUGAAAAUGACCGAUUAAGGCUCUAACUCGCUGUUGUUUUCAUCUUACCCGCUAAAAUCCAAUGUUUAAGAUCUUGUUUAGGAUGGUCUUGAGGACGUCGAGCGGCGCAAGGCCCUCCGGACGCCAAACAAACCACCAGGGUUUCUAGCCUGUUAGCUAAUAACAGUGAAACACUGCAGUCAACAUAUAAAGAUGGAGCGUCAGCCCUAAGCUGUUAUUAGGACGAAGAUCAGGAAACAUAACCUGGUCUUUAUGUGCAUUUUUGCGCUGUAAGGCUCUUAGACUUGCAGCAACAUCAUAUCAUAGCAUACCAUGCAGUCGGGCUUGAACAUUGAAUAUUUUGUUUACUGGCGGCUGUCUGACAUCUAAGGAAAGAUUUAGUUCUUCAGUCAUAUAUCAGUUUGCAGAUAACCUGAGAUGGAUAAACUCACCAUUAUUUCAGGAUGUCUCUUUCUGGCUGCGGAUAUAUUUGCCAUAGCGAGUAUUGCAAAUCCAGACUGGAUCAACACUGGCGAGUCAGCAGGUGCUCUUACUGUGGGGCUAGUACGUCAAUGUCAGACCAUUCACGGACGAGAUCGAACCUGCAUCCCCCCAAGACUUCCCCCAGAGUGGGUUACCACACUUUUCUUCAUAAUCAUGGGCAUCAUCUCUCUCACGGUCACCUGUGGACUGUUGGUGGCCUCUCACUGGCGCAGAGAGGCCACAAAGUAUGCUAGGUGGAUCGCUUUCACAGGAAUGAUCUUGUUUUGUAUGGCCGCCCUCAUCUUCCCAAUAGGAUUCUACAUCAAUGAAGUAGGGGGACAACCCUACAAGUUACCCAACAACACAGUGGUGGGCUCCUCUUAUGUACUGUUUGUGCUCUCCAUUUUCUUCACAAUAGUUGGACUACUGUUUGCAGGGAAAGUCUGCCUUCCUGGCUGAUGGAAUGUUCCCAGCAGGGACAGCUGGAGCGUUCAAAGUGAAAAUGGAGGAAAACUGCACUCGUAGAAGAGGAGCAUCAGCAGGGGAUAGUAUUAUAAAACAACAAAAAGAAUCAAUGCACUGGGCAUAUGGCUACAUGCUCCCCCCACCCUGCCCAACCUGUGCUUAUUUAAACCCUGUUUUUGUUGCAUGUCCUUUUUUAAACCCAAAGGAUUUAAGUGUUGAAGUACAAGGAGCCAUCCAAAAACAAAACGGCCACAGCGGUUGCUUCUUAUUUUUCUUAUUUUUUUGUUGUGCAAGGAUUAUUGUUUCAGUACGUUUUAUUCAUUCAAGUUUUUCCGUUUUAUACACGUAUGUGUAUAAAGCGAUGAAGAAAGUAGUUGGAAACAUGAUGGGGCUGGCUGUGCAAUAGUGGUCACAGUUGCACCCCUGACAUCCUCUGUGUGCCCAGGUGCUGGCCUGGGCAAUACACUGUUACAGAAGAGGGAAAGGAAAAAGGGAACAGUAUUAAAAAAAAACAACACUACAUGAGACAAACACCAGGACUGCCGGUCAGGACCCUGCAAAGCUUUGCCUCGCUGUUAAACACUCAGAUAUUAAUGGAUGCCUCUGAAUUUAACAUCCAUACCAAAAGAAAUUGGUGCCUGCCAUUCAGUCAUAGGCAGACAUUUGCGCUUUGACUUAAAGGGAUAGUUCACUCAAAAAUGAAAAUUCUGUCAUCAUUUUAUCAUCCUCAUGUUGUUCUAAACCUGUAUGAAUUUCUUUUUUUAAUAUUUUAAUAAAUGAUAAGCCCACAGUUGACUGUACCCUUUGAAUUCCAUCGUAUUUGUUUUCCUUCUAUAGAAGUCAAGUUACAAUCAGCUGUGUGCUUACCAUAAUUGAUCAAAAUAUAUUCUAUUGUGUUCAUCAGAAAAAAAAUCAUACAGAUUUUAAACAACAUGAGGAUGAACAUUUUUUGGUGAACUAUCCCUUUAAUACCAGGUCAUUUUUUUCUUAUCUUGAACACUAGAUUUGCAAAGCCCUUUACUUGUUUGGUUUGAUUUGCUAAUGUGCCAUACACCUGUUUUUGUUGUAUGAAUGCUAAGGGCAUGUGUUUGGUUUUAGGGAGCACUGUUCUGUGCAUUAUGGUCAUUUUAAUAGGCGAAGCACUACAGAUGUACAAAAUGAGAACUCCUUACCUCAUUAUUUUGCAAUUCAAACUAUUUUUCCCCUUCACCAUGAUAAAAUAUGUGCCCUGUAAGUUAUGUUCUGCUUUGAUCAUGGACAUUUCAUAAAAAUGCUAAGAACAUGGCAAAUUAUUUAUCUGACACUGAAUAAAAUGAGACCAAGAA